Cladocopium goreaui is the source of this 306-nucleotide messenger RNA. Lineage: Eukaryota; Dinophyceae; Suessiales; Symbiodiniaceae. The record is from the annotation of a GenBank genome assembly.
AUGGUCUUCCUGGGCCGGCGUGAACGGAUCUCUAUGGAGGAGGUGGGGGCUACCAGCCUUGUGCCAAAUCUGCUGAUGGAAGAUGAUGUGCCAGAGAUGAACCAUGUAAGUUUGAAGGCUGAGCACAAGGCUGCAGCCCUGCAUUUGGCCAGAGUGGCGCGCAGGCACCAGCGCUCCUUGAAGCCUUUGAGACCGCCCCUGAAACGCCUGGCGGUGGGUGGUCACAUCAUCGUUUUGGCCGUUGGCACAGAGACCAAUGAGGACUUGCGCCUGGGCAUUGAGCAUUUCGUGAAGUGCCUUGGCUGA